UAUAUUUAGAUUUUAUUUGUAAACAUGCCAACAGAUUGUUGCGCGCCUGGGUGCACACAACGGCAAACAAAGGGAGGCGAUAUUCAUUUCUAUCGCUUUCCUAAGAAUGAAGAAAGACGAUGGAAAUGGAUAAGUGCAAUGAAGCGAAUGCAGUUCGACAACCCAAACACACUGUGGGAACCACUUCACAAUGAACGACUAUGCAGCCUUCAUUUUGUAUCGGGUCAGCCAUCAACAGAUGCCAACCAUCCUGAUUAUGUCCCAAGCCGCUUCCACUUCACGCCAAUACUGGAGCAGACACCAAAAGCCAUGGACCGGUAUCAACGUGCUGUAAAAAGAAGGUGCCUCGUUUUUUCUCCGCAGCCAGAAAAACAGAACACUCCUCUCCCCGAAGAUUUACAGACAGCCGCCCUCGGCUUGCUAGAUCUUGGUGUAUGCCUUCCAAAAUAUCAAACUACAGGUACUGACCCUGAUCCAGAUCAUUAUGGAACUGGGUGAACUAAAGAAGAGUCACUCCAUUCUUCAAGAGGAAUACCAGCAUCUCCUAAACGAGAACAGGGCUAUGAAGGAUACAGUGGAAGCUUCCAAGUUCACGUACAGAAACUUGAACAAUUCUACAAUGCUUACAUGACAGGAUUGCAAAGUGUUAAUUUGUUCAGAUUGAUCUUGUCCUUUGUGUGUCUGUUAUUGAAACCAAUGGGGAAGUUAUGUGCUGGUAACAUUCUCCUUAUGGUUUUGAUGAAAAUUAAACUAGGAUUGACAAAUAAAGACUUAGCAUUGAGGUUUAAGGUAGCCCCUACCCAGGUCUCAGCCAUCAUAAUCAAUGCCAUCCCUGUGAUUGCAGACAAGCUCAGUUGUUUGAUAUGUUGGCUGCCAAAGGAAGAAAUAAUUAAAAAUCUACCUAAGGCUUUCAAGAGGCAUUAUAGAAAAACCAGAGUUAUCAUAGACUGCAGUGAAUUAUUUAUCCAGCGCCCAUCCAACCUGAAUGCGCGAGCAGAGUCCUGGUCCAACUAUAAACAUCAUAACACUGCUAAGUUUCUAAUUGGCAUUGCACCGCAUGGAACUGUGACCUUCUUGUCUCGGGCAUGGGGCGGACGUGUGUCGGACAAGCAACUGACUGCGCAAUCAGUUUUUUUUUGAUAAACUAGAACCAGGAAAUUUGGUAAUGGCAGACCGAGGAUUUCUCAUAGCUGAAGAACUUGCAGCUUAUAAUGCCUCCCUCGCUAUUCCACCCUUUGCCAAGGGAAAACAACAGUUCUCCCAGAAGGAAGUUGAGCAUGCGCGUCGACUGUCGCAACUGCGAAUUCAUGUGGAGCGAGCCAUAGAGCGUAUUUAGCGCUUUCAGAUAUUGAAAAACCUUAUUCCAUUAACGAUUACACGCCAUCUGGAUUCGAUUUUGACAAUAUGUUGUGCCAUUACCAAUGUAUUGCCAAAGCUGGUAAAGUAAUAAGACACUGUUUGACUUAAAGUGAUACAUCGAAUGUAAAAACAUCAAGUGUGUGUGAUAAUCUUUAUUAGCAUGGCCAUAGUACAUAAUGUUAAUUUGUACUGUGUAUGUUCAAAUAUAUCAACAUGUGCUUUUGUUCAAAUAUAUUAACAUGUGCUUUUGUUCAAAUAUAUUAACAUGUGCUUUUGUUCAAAUAUAUUAACAUGUGCUUUUGUUUAAUUAUAUUAACAUGUGCUUUAUGUCAAAUGAA
Molecule: messenger RNA, 1697 nt
Organism: Dreissena polymorpha
Lineage: Eukaryota; Metazoa; Mollusca; Bivalvia; Myida; Dreissenidae
Product: THAP domain-containing protein 11-like
Exons: 3
Coding region: 25-498 (157 amino acids)
Source: RefSeq, a predicted model, not a curated record